AGCUUUUACGUAUGCAGCACGCAUACCAUGAAUUCAAGUGGGCUUUAAAAAUAAGUAGUUUUAGCUCUCUUCUUUAAAUCCAUGAUGGACUUUAUACAAUAGUUUAGUUCGAAAAAUCUACUUUAGAAAGUUCACUUUUAGUUUAGGAUAGAUUUGAAAGCUUUUCCCGAUCAAAAGGUUGAGGAACUUGUUGUUGACUGAAGACAAAAACAACGAAGCGUAUCAAAAUUUAAAUGGCAAAGUAUUCUAUACACGUUAUUUUGGUCUUCGCUUUUCUUGGAGUCAUCAACUCUGGGGUUAUAGACAAGAUGAAUGGAAAGAAUUUCCAAGAUUCAUUCAAGAAAAACGAUGAAGCGAGUGUGGAGGAAAAAGCUGGAUUAUUUGAAGGGGAUAUUGUUAUGGACGAUAACAUGAAGCGCGCAUUGAUUGGUGGAAAGAUUUCGUCACGUGAUGCUAUAAUAAAUCCGGUUUACCGCUGGCCCAACGCGAAAGUUUAUUAUACAUUUCAUUCAAGCAUUAGUCUUUAUGCAAUGUAUCAGAUCUUCUUGGCUAUGAAGCACAUCGAAAGUCAAACUUGUGUGAGAUUUGAACAUUACUCCGAACAGCCAUAUACAAAUUAUGUAGUCUUCUUCAAGGGAAAAGGGUGUUAUUCCRGAAUUGGACGUAACCCAAUAGGACGUUCUCAGAGAAUAUCUAUCGGAAGAGGUUGUACAGGCGUAGGUACAAUAGUCCACGAGAUCAUGCAUUCUCUUGGAUUUUUCCACGAGCAGUCUAGACAAGACAGGGAUAAAUUUAUUAAGAUUAUUUGGAGUAACAUUAUGAAAGAUCAUAGCCAAAACUUCCGCAAGUACUCCAGACUUCUUGGUACAAAUCUUAGCAAGCCUUACGAUUACUUGAGCGUUAUGCAUUACUCAAAGUACGCGUUCAGUAGAAAUCGCAAACCAACCAUAAUUCCCAGGAAGAAAAAUGCAGUCAUUGGCCAACGAUUUGGACUGAGCUAUUAUGAUGCCUAUCAGAUUAACAAGCUCUACAAUUGUCACCCACUUUGUAUUGACAAGAUACAUCCAUUUUUCUGUGAAUACUACAAAAAUAAAGGAUAUUGUCACUAUACACACCUCGGUAGAGAUGUGGAUUCACUUUGCAGAAGGACCUGUACCCACUGUGGACACUACAGUCACUCCUACAAGUAGUCAUGUCACCCAACGGGAAUAUUUGAUUUCUGGUAUUUGGAGCUAGAAAAUUCUAUAAAUUCUUUUUUCCACUGUAUUUGUUUUAAUUUCACUACCGUUCAUCAUUAUUUAUCGUCUAUUUAUAGAAGGGGGUUUAGGGGAGGAUACGGAUGACAUGCGUUUUAGACAACUGGAGAGGAUUAACUAUAGACCCCUUGUAUUGAUUGACUAGAGGAAUUGUUAGGGGGAGUAAAACAAUAUAGUGUGUGCGAUUAUGGGACUCAAAAUCUCUUGAGAUAUGCAUGAAUAACAAAGGAAUGGCAGCCAUCUUGGUUGAUCUAACAAGAAAAGCUAAUGAGGAACGCUUUGUUAUCGUCAACCAAGAUGGCGACAAUGACGUAACAUGCACCUGCUCUAUACAGUGUGUGCCAACCAUGUGACUCAA
Messenger RNA from Actinia tenebrosa (Australian red waratah sea anemone), 1614 nucleotides. RefSeq names its product SCO-spondin. Gene Ontology annotation, molecular function: metalloendopeptidase activity; zinc ion binding. NCBI's taxonomy places the organism in Eukaryota, Metazoa, Cnidaria, Anthozoa, Actiniaria, Actiniidae. Gene Ontology annotation, biological process: proteolysis; cell communication. The record is from RefSeq and is a predicted model, not a curated record. Gene Ontology annotation, cellular component: membrane.